Molecule: messenger RNA, 894 nt
Organism: Orbilia oligospora ATCC 24927
Lineage: Eukaryota; Fungi; Ascomycota; Orbiliomycetes; Orbiliales; Orbiliaceae
Exons: 3
Coding region: 1-894 (297 amino acids)
Biological process (GO): DNA protection
Molecular function (GO): 8-oxo-7,8-dihydroguanosine triphosphate pyrophosphatase activity
Source: RefSeq, a predicted model, not a curated record
AUGGCUACCACAGAUGCAAUCUCACUAUCGCCUAAGAUCAAAAGGCAUAAGCAAUACACCCUCGUGAUCCCUCUAGAUCUUCAGCGAGACCGUGUUCUACUAGGCUAUAAGCUCCGAGGCUUCGGCCAGGGAAAGUACAAUGGCUACGGCGGAAAAGUUGAACCUAAUGAAACCGUUAUCGCUGCAGCGGUUCGUGAGCUCCACGAAGAGUCAGGUCUUCUCGUCGAAGAACCCGCCAUGAUUCAGCGUGGCGUGCUCCUGUUAGAGACUGUGGCAGACGAUGUUUCGCCAAUACUCGAAAUACAUGUCUUUACGGUCGAAACAUGGGAGGGGAUAGAAACUGCCACGGAGGAAAUGACCCCCCACUGGUUCUCACUCUCGAAAUCGCUAGCUACCCCCACGCCAUCAACUUCAUCAUCCGGAUCUAUUCUUCAUCCGUUCCUAUCUACUUCCUCCUCCUCUUCGUCCCCAUCGUCCGCAGCGGCGGUAGCAGCUAAAGAUCCUUCAACCGCCGGAGCACAUGACCUCCCUUCCAUACCAUAUUUCCAAAUGUGGGAGGAGUCACGAGUCUGGAUGCCCCAUUUGUUACGACAUGUUUCGUCGAAUGAAAAGGAUAUUCUAGUGGGUGAAGAAGAAAGAGGCUUUCUAUCGCCAUUAUCAUCGGAGGGUUCUGCUCCGAUUGCUGAUGAACCUCAUGACAAGAGUGAUAAUAACAACGAGAAGAAGAAAUACUUUAUCCACCAUGUGCAGUUCAUUGGAGGAACGGAUAUGGAUGCUGUCGAUGGCGGUGAGUAUAGUGUUUGGCAUGGUAUGGGUCCCAGACGACUGGACUGGGUCGAUGAACUACCGGUUGGAGAGUGGGAAGGGAAAAGGAGUUUUGGAACGUAUCCUUAG